GCCAAACACCGUUCUGAGAUUACGAUUCAACCACUUUGCCACUGAGUGCAGCUGGGACCAUCUCUACGUUUACGACGGUGACUCCAUUUACGCGCCGCUGCUCGCUGCUUUCAGUGGGUUGAUUGUUCCGGAGCGAUACGGGAAUGAGACGGUUCCUGAGGUGGUGUCCCAGUCCGGCUACGCCCUGCUGCACUUCUUCAGUGACGCAGCCUACAACCUGACAGGCUUCAAUAUUUCAUACAGGGUCAACACGUGUCCCAACAACUGCUCCGGCCGCGGCGAGUGCCGGGUGGGGAACUCCACCACCUCCGUUUACUGCGAGUGUGAAGCCAACUGGAAGGGGGAAGCCUGCGACAUCCCAUACUGCCUGGAUGACUGCGGUUACCCUGAAAGGGGCCACUGCCAGGGAAAGAGCUGCAUCUGCAAAGCCGAAUGGCAAGGUCCGGACUGCUCCGUCUCGGUUCCUGCCAACUCCUCGUUUUGGAGCCGUGAGGAGCACCUGGAGCCCGGCCUGGCCAGGGCGUCCCACAAGGCUGUGGUGGAGCAGGGCGUCAUGUGGGUCAUCGGAGGCUACGUCUUCAACACGUCCGACUACCACAUGGUCAAAGCUUACAAUCUCAGCAGCAAUACCUGGCUGACCCUUGACCCCUCCGUCAACACGGUGACCCCUCGAUACGGCCACUCGCUCGCUCUUCACGAGGGGAAGAUCUACAUGUACGGAGGAAAGAUCGACUCAACCGGGAAUGUGUCGAGCCAGCUGUGGGUUUUCCACAUCCAGAACCAGACCUGGGUCCUCCUCAACCCGCGGCCCAAGGACCAGUACGCUGUGGUGGGACAUUCGGCCCACAUAGUGCCGCCCGCGCAGGAGUGGGACAGUCCCGUCAUGCUGGUCCUGUUCGGACAUUGUCCUCUUUACGGUUACAUCAGCAAUGUGCAGGAGUACAACAUUGUGAAGAACACGUGGAGCAUGGUGAGUACAGACGGAGCGCUGGUCCAAGGCGGCUACGGCCACAGCAGCGUGUUUGACCCCAGCACCAGAGCCAUCUACAUCCACGGAGGCUACAAGGCCUUCAGCGCCAACAAGUACGGGCUGGCGGGAGACUUGUACAAGUUUGAGGUGGACAAACGGAAAUGGACCAUUCUGAGAGACAGUGGCUUCUUCCGCUACCUUCACACGGCGGUCAUAGUGAGCGGCGCCAUGCUGGUGUUUGGAGGAAACACGCACAACGACACGUCUAUGAGCCACGGCGCCAAGUGCUUCUCCUCGGACUUCCUGGCCUACAGUUUGGCCUGCGACGAGUGGACGGUGCUGCCCCAACCGGACCUCCACCAUGACGUGAACCGCUUCGGACACUCCGCCGUCUUCAGCGACAGCGUCAUGUACGUGUUUGGGGGCUUCAACAGCCUGCUGCUGAGCGACAUCCUGACGUACACCUCGCCCAGCUGCUCGGCCUUCUCCAGCCCGUCGUCCUGCAGCCAGGCCUGGCCCGGGAUCCACUGUGUGUGGAACGGCAGCCUGGGGGCGUGCCUGCCGUGGGAGGGCAACAGCUCCAGUGCCGAGCUGCAACAGCAGCAGCCGCAGCAGCAGCAGCAGCUCCCGGCCUACUGCAACACCAGAUCAUAUGCCGAUAAUGAGAGGUGUGAGCAGUACACAGACUGCUACAGCUGCACGGCCAACACAAACAGCUGCCAGUGGUGUUCAGGCCAGUGUGUGUCUCUGGGAAGUAACUGUACCGCUGCUACGGGAUCCAUAGUGGAGUAUGACGUUUGCCCCAAAGACAACCCCUCAUAUGUGUGCAAUAAGAAAACCAGCUGCAAGAGCUGCUCUGUGGACCAGAACUGCCAGUGGGACAAUCGCAACCAGGAGUGUAUCUCACUGCCAGAGAACGUGUGCGGCGAGACCUGGCACCUGGUGGGUAACUCCUGCCUGAAGUUCAACACGACCAGCGAGUCGUACGACUAUGCCAAGCUGGCCUGCAGGAACCACAACGCCGUCCUGGCCUCCCUCACUACACAGAAGAAGGUGGACUUUGUCCUGAAGGAGCUGCAGAUCAUGAACGUCAUGUACAAGACAACAAUGACUCCCUGGGUGGGGCUGAGGAAAAUCAAUGUGUCCUACUGGUGCUGGGAGGACAUGUCGCCCUUCACCAACACCACCCUGCAGUGGCUGCCUGGCGAGCCGAGCGACGCCGGGUUCUGCGGCUACCUGGCCGAACCGGCCUCCAGCGGGCUGAAAGCGCAGUCCUGCAUCAACCCAGUGAACGGCAGCCUGUGUGAGCGACCCGCGAACCACAGCGCCAAGCAGUGCAAGACUCCCUGUGCCAUGAGGACCACCUGCAGCGAGUGCACCAGCGGCACCUCGGAGUGCAUGUGGUGCAGCAACAUGAAGCAGUGCGUGGACUCCAACGCCUACGUGGCGUCCUUCCCGUUCGGCCAGUGCAUGGAGUGGUACACCCUGAGCAACUGUCCACCUGAAAACUGCUCCGGCUACAGAACAUGCGGCCAGUGUUUGGACCAGCCCGGUUGCGGCUGGUGCACGGACCCCAACAACACGGGGAAAGGCCAGUGCAUCGAGGGUUCCUACCGAGGGCCCUUCCAGACGUUGGUCCCGGCGCCAUCCACCCUGCCCGGUCUGCCCGCCAGCCCCCAGCCCUCCCUGAACUCCAGCAUGUGCCCCAGUGAAGCCAAGUAUAACUGGUCCUUCAUUCACUGCCCAGCCUGUCAGUGUAAUGGCCACAGUCAGUGUGUCAACGAGAGCGUGUGCGAAAAGUGCGAAGACCUGACAACCGGCCGACACUGCGAGAGCUGCAUCUCCGGUUUCUACGGCGAUCCGACCAACGGGGGCAGCUGCCAGCCAUGUAAGUGUAACGGCCAUGCCAGCAUGUGCAACCCCAGCAACGGGAAAUGCUUCUGCACCACCAAAGGCAUCAAAGGAGAUCGGUGCCACAUGUGUGAAGUGGAGAGCCGUUACCAAGGCAACCCCCUCAAAGGGACAUGCUACUACACGCUCCUCAUCGACUACCAGUUCACCUUCAGCCUGUCGCAGGAGGACGACCGCUACUACACCGCCAUCAACUUCGUGGCCACACCCGAGGAGGUAUGUCAGGCAGAAAACGCCCCGCCGUCAUGGCAGCUGUCCACUUGCUAA
Poecilia latipinna (sailfin molly) is the source of this 3148-nucleotide messenger RNA. RefSeq names its product attractin (gene atrn). The transcript is spliced from 20 exons. Gene Ontology annotation, molecular function: protein binding. NCBI's taxonomy places the organism in Eukaryota, Metazoa, Chordata, Actinopteri, Cyprinodontiformes, Poeciliidae. The record is from RefSeq and is a predicted model, not a curated record. Gene Ontology annotation, cellular component: Golgi apparatus. The annotation marks the transcript as partial.